CUGCCGCGGGGAGGGCGUGCGGCGCGGCCAUGGCGGCCGGCGCGGCUCAGGGGCUCGGCGAGGGCGGCGGCGGCCGCGGGUUCCUGGGCCCGCGGGUCCCGCCCGAGGUGGAGGCCAUGGCCAGGGGCGUGCAGGACGUGGGCAAGGAGAUCUUCCGGCGGCUCCUCAAAGUCACUGUUAAUGCAUUGGAAGGAAAAGACUGCAAGGAAUCUGUCAGGCUGAUUGCAGAAAGUGCUAAUCUCUCAGAAGAGCAACUUGCUUUCCUCAUUUCUGGCAUGUACACCCUCCUCCGAGAAGCAUUGAGACUCCCCUUAUCAACUUUCAAACAAGAAGUUUUUAAAGAAGACCUGAAGGAGCUCAGAAUACCAGAAGAUUACAUUGUGGACUUUUCCAGUGUAGUCUUUGGUAACAGGCGUCCCACUUCCGAAGGCACAGCUCUGAUACAAAGAAGUCGGCUACCAAGUAUCCAGGACUUCAAGUGGAGAGUGGAUGUAGCUAUAUCCACAAGUUCACUGGCCCGUGCACUCCAGCCAUCCAUUCUGAUGAUGAUGAAGCUUUCAGAUGGGACAGCUCAUCGCUUUGAAGUGCCAGUUGCAAAGUUUCAAGAACUGAGAUACAAUGUUGCCCUUAUACUGAAGGAAAUGAAUGAUUUGGAGAAGAGAAGCAUACUGAAGAUCCAAGACUGAACACUUUUAAAUUGGGAGUUUAUGGAAGUGAUCUGAAACCCCCAGCAUGUUUGGUGAAUGCAAAACAGGGGACCAUCACCACUUUGCCUCUAUAAACUUCAAUAUGGCAUUUAUGAUGUCUGCUGUAAAUAUUUUUUUUCCAAUUCAAGUAUUAAAAGCACAAGUUCUUUUUGUAAGACUUAGGAAAAACAAAACAUUCAUCUAUGAAAAAGUAUAAUGCUGUUUGUGAACAUUUUUGCAUGAUUCAUCAAAACAUUUUUUUAAAUAACUGUCUUAAUAGAUGUAAGAGUCAUUUAUUUCUGAUUAUGAUUCAUAAUUCUAAUUUUUUUUUUGAAAGUGUGCUACCGGAAGCCCUAUCAAUGUGUAUGUAUCAUAAGAAAGCUCUGCAAUAUUUCAAAUAAAAAAUAAAAUAACAAACCCA
Messenger RNA from Vidua macroura (Pin-tailed whydah), 1107 nucleotides. It is a transcript of the gene COMMD5, whose product is annotated as COMM domain containing 5. Gene Ontology annotation, cellular component: nucleus. Bases 30 to 686 code for a protein of 218 amino acids. The transcript has 7 exons. Lineage: Eukaryota; Metazoa; Chordata; Aves; Passeriformes; Viduidae. The record is from RefSeq and is a predicted model, not a curated record.